Messenger RNA from Malania oleifera, 753 nucleotides. Its product is annotated as citrate-binding protein-like. The record is from RefSeq and is a predicted model, not a curated record. The transcript is spliced from 2 exons. The coding region runs from base 1 to 753 and encodes 250 amino acids. Lineage: Eukaryota; Viridiplantae; Streptophyta; Magnoliopsida; Santalales; Ximeniaceae.
AUGGCCAUGGGUGCAGCCCUAAUUGUGUUAGUGACUUUUGGGCUUGUUCAUACUCUUUUGUUCACGGUGCACCAUGCAGCUGCAGGGUCGGAGGACGCCAAGCCCGUCGACCCUGUGCCCAUUGACCCAACGGAGGGUUUUGUGGACGUACCUUUGAACAAUUCCAACUUCCAUAAUCUGAAACCCUACGACCUGGAGGCGAGCCAACGGUACAGCUUUGAGAAUGGCGUUCACAGGUUUUGGAUUUAUUCUACUGACAUGCCUCUCUCAAAUGGCAGCCCUACCCACCCUCGUUCCGAAGUCCGCAUUGAGGGAUAUUAUUUUAGUACCGGCAUUUGGCAAUUUGAAGGGUAUGGAUAUGUACCAUCAGGAACAUCCGGUGUAUGCAUCAUGCAAAUAUUUGGAGCACUAACUCAUCCCACAACCCUCAUGCUUAAAGUUAAUAACGGCACACUCACGUACUACUUGAGCAAUGUUCUCCAAGAAAAUAUAUAUGAUAGAUGGUUUCGACUAAAUGUAAUUUAUGAUACGGAAGGUGAAGUUACAAGGACUUUCAUUAAUGGGGUUCUUAUGCUCGAGGCCCCUCAUCGUCAAAGGUCAAUCCAUCAUUUUCAAUACGGGAUCUAUCAACAAGAAAAUGCUUCUUACUAUGGAGAAACCCGUUGGAAGGGAAUUAGAGUUUUAAAAAAAGUUGGUGAUAACUCUCAAAAAUUACCUUCCAAGAAAGAUAGUAUUCAUAGAAAAUUGUUGUAA